GGUCAUUUAAUGAAGUUUCUAACAAUGAACUGGCGAUCAUAGCGAAGUGGGUGGCGCUAUUUCCCCUGGUGAUCGGGGUUGAAAUUCUUCUGUCUGAAAACAUACGUUCGAUGACACGGCGGCCGUGGCACCGUCAGCAAGCAGUAGUCAGGCAGGCGCACACAGCUGAGCUCGCACCCCUCAACACCGAUCCAUCGUCAUCAUCGGUUUCUCACGCUGGUAUGUUCUCCAACCGAAAAGGGAACAGUUCACUCGCUACCCCCCACCCCCAAACAAAGGUUCUAACUUCGAGUCCUCGAUAGCCAUGGCGUGAGCAACAUCCUCGCGGAUUUAGGUGACAUUAUUGGAGAUAAGAAACUACUACACCUAGACAACAAAGCAGUCCACUAUUUACAUCGGGUGGAAAGACGGCAUCCGGCAUGAAAAGAAGCUCCGGGGACGGGGACACCGGUCGGAACAACGCAAAUCGUUUCUGGCCUCCCCUUCCAGAGAGCUCCAUGGAGAAGAUGAAGCGGUUUAGGAGGAGGCUGUCCCAGACUCUGAGAGGGAGUCAGACCAUCGACGAGUCUCUGUCUGAACUGGCUGAACAGAUUACUAUAGAGGAGAACGGCGUCAAAGACAGCAGUGAGGAACCCAUGGUGAGGAAUUGUCAUGGUCUCCCCCCCUCAGCCCACAGUGUUAACUCCUUCCUGCACCAGUACACUGGUCCCUUUAAGAAGCCCCCGCUACGGAGACCUCAGAGUGUCAUAGGAGGAGGAGGGCUAGGGUCUCUCAUGGCCAUGCCCCGCAACGGCAGCCGCCUCGACAUUGUCCAUGAGAACAUGAAGAUGAGUUCUGAUGGAGAGAGUGACCAGGCGUCAGGGACGAGCUCAGACGAGGUGCAGUCUCCCACAGGGGUGUGUCUAAGGAACAGGGGCAACCGACGCAUUUCCGCAGAGGAUCUGAACAAGCGUCUGUCCCUGCCUGCUGACAUCCGUAUUCCAGACGGUUACCUGGAGAAACUACAGCUGACGAGCCCCUCCUUUGACCAGCCCCUCAGCCGCCGCUCCCGAAGAGCAUCACUAUCAGAAAUUGGAUUCGGCAAGCUGGAGACCUACAUCAAACUGGACAAAUUAGGAGAGGGGACGUAUGCUACAGUGUUUAAAGGAAGGAGUAAACUGACAGACAACCUGGUGGCUCUGAAGGAGAUCAGACUGGAGCACGAGGAGGGAGCACCUUGCACUGCUAUCAGAGAGGUGUCCUUACUGAAGGACCUGAAACACGCCAACAUAGUGACGCUGCACGACAUCAUCCACACCGACAAGUCCCUGACGCUAGUCUUCGAGUACCUGGACAAGGACCUGAAGCAGUACAUGGACGACUGUGGGAACAUCCUGAGCAUGCAGAACGUCAAGAUAUUCUUGUUCCAGAUCUUGCGAGGGCUGGCUUACUGUCACAAACGGAAGGUUCUUCACAGAGAUCUGAAGCCUCAGAACCUGCUCAUCAACGACCGAGGAGAGCUCAAACUGGCAGACUUCGGUCUGGCCCGGGCCAAGUCAGUCCCCACUAAGACGUACUCCAACGAGGUGGUGACGCUCUGGUACCGGCCUCCUGACGUUCUACUGGGCUCCUCAGAGUACUCCACACCGAUAGACAUGUGGGGUGUGGGGUGUAUAUUCUAUGAGAUGUCUGCCGGGAGGCCUCUGUUCCCUGGUUCGACUGUGGAGGACGAACUGCAUCUCAUCUUUAGACUGCUGGGCACACCGACAGAGGACAGCUGGCCUGGGAUCUCUUCCAUGGACGAGUUCAAGUCCUACAAGUUCCCAAAGUACAAGACACAGCCCCUUAUCAACCAUGCACCCAGGUUGGACACUGACGGCAUUGACCUGCUGCUUUCAUUUCUAAAAUACGAGUCCAAGAAGCGGAUGUCUGCAGACGAGUCAAUGAGACAGCCCUACUUCAGGAGCCUGGGGACGCAAGCAUACACACUGCCAGAGAGCAUAUCCCUAUUUACACUGAAGGAGGUCCAAUUGCAGAGAGAUCCUGGCUAUAGGAACUAUCCCGAGUCAGGCAACGGCAAGAACAGAAGGCAGAGCCUGCUCUUCUAGGUUCCUGUUCAACAGCUAACUGUAUAGUCAUACAGACAGAGUUCAGUCCCAGAGAUGGGUGUCUACUAGGGCCAGGGGGGUAGGAUACCCCUCCUCCCUCUGUGUGGCCCCCCCUCCACCUGCUAGGGUCCCCUAUCUACAGUACAGUUUGGCCCCUGGGGUUCUGGCCCAGUGAAACUGGCCCAAUAUAAGAGACGUUUAUACAUUUAUAUUUAUUGGGGAAGAGAGAAUUUGCUGCUAAAAAUCCAACUACUGUCUAGAAGAUUCUAACUGGCUCAGUCACUUUAAAAAAAAACAUGCAAUGUGUAUAGAUUUUUCAUUAUUUUGAAGUGGUGUUUUAUUCUUUUUGUGGUUUUGUCAUCAUUCAUCUCUAUUAUUUCCACCUCAAAACUCCUCUGUGUGUGUGUGAGUGUAAGACCCCGACCGACCCUGACCCAACCGACCCUGACCCGACCGACCCUGACCCGACCGACCCUGACCCGACCGACCCUGACCCGACCGACCCUGACCCGACCGAC
Molecule: messenger RNA, 2605 nt
Organism: Oncorhynchus gorbuscha (pink salmon)
Lineage: Eukaryota; Metazoa; Chordata; Actinopteri; Salmoniformes; Salmonidae
Product: cyclin-dependent kinase 17-like
Exons: 16
Coding region: 420-2087 (555 amino acids)
Biological process (GO): protein phosphorylation
Cellular component (GO): nucleus; cytoplasm
Molecular function (GO): ATP binding; protein kinase activity
Source: RefSeq, a predicted model, not a curated record